AGAGAGACGUGAACGAAGUGAUGUUGCUGAAGAUUAUGGUGAUUUAGUGCACAUUCUCACCCACAGAGUUCCAUCAGUAUCGUGCAGGCAGGAAUACACAACAGUCAAUCCGAUCCACGGCACAACGCCUAGCUUGCGCCAGCAACAACGAAGCUCCUAUCCUACACUAAUGCAAACCUCAGAGCUUACAGAAGGAAUGGAUUUAUCUUCAGUUGUAAGUUCGGAUAGCAAUUCUAGUGAUGACUUAUUCGAUGGUAGCGGAGCAGCCUCAUCCAUGUCAUCCUCGCCAACAAGAGUACCACGCAAGAGGAACGUAUCAAUUGGAGGAACAGAGAACGUCCUCAGAACAAGCAGAAGAACAAUCUACACAGCUGGACGACCACCCUGGUAUAAUGCUCAUGGACAGCUUCAGGGAGCAUUUGUCAUAGGUCUAUGCGGGGGAAGUGCAUCUGGUAAGACCACUGUUGCGAACAAGAUCAUUGAGGAAUUAGACGUGCCCUGGGUCAUUCUAUUAUCAAUGGAUUCAUUUUACAAGGUUUUGAAUGAAGAACAGCAUCAGAAAGCUGCUGAUAAUGAAUACAACUUUGACCAUCCUGACGCUUUUGACUACGAGCUCCUCAUCAAGACGCUGAGGAAAUUGAAAGAUGGCAAACGAGUUGAGGUUCCCGUCUAUGAUUUUGCAACUCAUUCAAGAAUAAAGGAGAAGAAAGUUAUGUAUGGAGCUAAUGUUGUGAUAUUUGAGGGCAUUUUAUCCUUUGUGAACAAAAGACUCCUUGAAAUAAUGGACCUGAAAAUCUUUGUUGACACAGACUCGGAUAUAAGGCUGGCACGUAGGCUAAAGCGAGAUAUUACAGAGCGAGGACGUGACUUAGUUGGUGUUCUGAAGCAAUAUAAUAAGUAUGUGAAACCUGCAUUUGAACAGUUUAUUGAGCCUUCAAUACAGUAUGCAGAUAUUGUUGUUCCAAGAGGUGCUGAAAAUGAAGUUGCUAUGAGUCUGAUUGUGCAACAUGUACAAGACCAGCUAGAACUUAGGGGAUUCAAUUUCAGAGCAGAUUUACUAUCAGCACAUCUUAAUCAACCUCUACCAGAAACUCUGCAUCAAGUGAAAGAUACGAUUCAGGUUCGAGGUCUGCACACAUUUAUAAGGAACAAGGAUACUUCAAGAGAUGAGUUUAUCUUCUACUCUAAACGACUUACUAGAAUCUUAAUAGAACAUGCCCUUGCUUUAUUACCAUUUGAGACACAUGAAGUGGACACACCUCAGGGGUCAACUUAUGUAGGCAAGCGUUUUAAAGGAAGGAUUUGUGGUGUGUCAAUCCUUCGAGCUGGUGAGGUGAUGGAACCAGCACUAUGUGAAGUGUGUAAAGACAUUCGACUUGGAAAGAUUUUAAUUCAAACCAACAUGGAUACGGAUGAACCGGAACUGCACUAUCUUAGACUCCCAAAGGACAUCAAUGAGGAUUAUGUGAUUUUGAUGGAUGCUACUGUAGCAACAGGUGCAGCAGCUAUGAUGGCCAUCAGGGUGUUGCUUGAUCAUGAUGUUGCUGAACAGAACAUAAUGCUUGUGUCAUUGUUGAUGGCCGAGUCAGGUGUACAUACUGUUGCAUAUGCAUUUCCAAAGGUGAAAAUUGUUACAACAGCUGUAGAUAAAGAAGUGAAUGAAAACUUCCACAUUAUCCCUGGCAUAGGUAAUUUUGGAAAUAGGUAUUUUGGAACAGAUAUUUUAUGAAAUGAUACAGUAUUUUAGAGAUUGUAAUUAAUACUAAUUGAUGUUAACCUACCUUUGCUACACUGCCAUCCAGUAUUAGCUCAGACCACCCUGUGGCAGAUGGAUACAUAACACCUAUUGAGAGGAUGCUAACCACCACAUUCAAGAGAGGUUACAAAACAGUUCCCAUCCCAGUUUUGCUGAUUAAUUGGUGCUGUAAAAUGUCUGGUUUAUAGAAUUUUUUUUUUUAAACAGACUGUUAACAGACAUAACUGUGUCUGUUUAGUUUGUGUUUUUAUCAUUGAAUCUAUUUUUUUGUUUUUGUACACACGAAUGAAAUGUGUAAUAUCCAUUAUUAUGCAAAUAUAGUAUCAUAAAACGAACUGAUGUCAUUAUUUUUCCAUACAAUGAGUUGAUUCAUAGUAUUUAGAGUAUUUUUACAUAAAUAAAAUUAAGUGAUGUGAUAUCUUAUGUUUAAGAAUGUAUUGGAAUAUAUUUAAUGAUUUGAAAAGGAGUGGAUAUAGUAUUGUUGAAUGAGUGAUAAUAUUGUGAUUAUACUAUAUUGUAAAGGAUGAUGUUGAUACUGUAUAGGUAAUAUUCUAGAAAAUUAUGAUGAUGUUAAUGAUAAAGUAUUUUAAUACUGAUAACACAGGUCUUCCUCUAAUUAUAGACUGCCCAAUUAAAGACCACCUUUAUGUAACCCCAAGUAAAUACUUAUCUUUUAUCUUAUAAUAAUAAUUUUUCCUCCUAAAGCUGCUAAAGAAUAGGAAAACAACAAUGGUUCUAAAAGUGGUCUUUUAUUUGAAGGGAGACUUGUAUAAUUAAUUAUUAUGUAAAUGAGGUUACUGAUUGGAAUUGGUUGGUUGAGCGGUUAAGGCAGGGGCGCUGCAACCCACAACCAUAAUAUCAGCGCUGGUGCCAGUAGGUGGGGGGGGGUGGUUAUGGUUAAGGCAAAGCCCCCCUCUUCCAGUCUUCCCGAGAACCUCCUUUUUUUUUUUCUUUUCAUUUUAUAUUUUUAAAUAUUCUAUUAUGUUGUUUUCUUUUACUGUUACUUACUGUUUGUUAAUUAACCGCAGCAGUGAACCCUAUUUUGCUUUGCAUUGUCAAUCUCAAUAGAACUCUCUAAUUCAGGAUAUAAUUGUCCUCUUUUUUUCCUCUUUUCUGGCGAGGGGUUAGGGUUUAUGAAGUUUUUUUUUUUUUAUUCCUACUAGCUAUUUAUAUUUUGAAUGGACAGGGUUGUUACAGCUGCUAAGGCAUGCAAGUUUUUCUGAAUUUAUCAGAUAUUAAAAUAUAUUUCAUAUAUAUUUGACACUGCAUUGUAGAAAUCCUAUUUAUUAUUUUCUAUUAUUAUAUUUCUUGUAUAGUAUGUAGUGCCUUGCUCGAUACAUUGCUUAUGUUUUGUCCGUACUGCCUCAUGACGCUGCAAGUGAUAUAAAAAGAGGCAUCAAAAUUUAAUAAGAUAACAAAGUCAUUAUUACCAUGAAAACAGUUCCAUUACGUAACUGAGAAGGGCCAGAUAAGCCAAAACUGUUUGUAAUAACGACUUUAUGUUAUUCUUUUAAAUUUUAAUACCACCUUUUAUAUUACUUGCAGCAUCAUGGGCCAGUACAGAAAGUACAAAAACGGUAUUAUUAUAUUGACAUUGUAAAACAAAGAGUUAAGAAUGCACAAUUAGACUGAUCACUAUUGCACAAAAUCCUAUGAUCUGUCGUUCUGCUAGUCUCUAUGAAACAGAGUAUAAAUGUACAGUUACCUUGCAUAAAAUGUUAUACAGGGUGUAUACUAAAUGUCAGACUUUUUGAAAUAUUACAUCAUCACCUUCUUAAAUUCCAUACACGCCGACAGUAAAAAGUGAGCUGUGCCUGUUACCAUGCAUAGAUUCAUGCUAAAAUAUCUUGCGAGUGUAUGGUACUCUGCAACAUUUUUCAUUUUUUCUUGUUUUUCAUUUAACGUGUCGACAGAUUAAUUUUAAUAAAAAGAAUUACAAGCCUACCUGGUGCCAUGUACUACAAAAAUAUACCAUAUACUGUAAGAGAAGACAGCUGUGUAAUUCAUUAAGAUACAGGUCCCCCUCGAAUUAAAAACCUCCUCCACCAAAGACAACUUUUCUGUGAUCUCAAAUUAACAAAUGUCUAAUUUUUAUUGUCCCAAAAGUGAUUUUUAAUUGGAAGGGAGACCUGUAUUUGCAUAAUUAUUGGUAAUACAACAAUAAUCAUUAUUUCUAAACUUGCAUCCUUCAAAGAAAUGUAUAAAACAUUUUAAAAUAGUGAUGGAAUUUUGUUGUAAUAUUCUGUUCUGAACAUUGAUAAUAAUAUACAGUAUUAAAGUACUAGAUUUGAAAACAAAA
Anneissia japonica is the source of this 4055-nucleotide messenger RNA. RefSeq names its product uridine-cytidine kinase-like 1. The transcript has 18 exons. Gene Ontology annotation, molecular function: kinase activity; ATP binding. Gene Ontology annotation, cellular component: cytoplasm. NCBI's taxonomy places the organism in Eukaryota, Metazoa, Echinodermata, Crinoidea, Comatulida, Comatulidae. Bases 170 to 1729 code for a protein of 519 amino acids. The record is from RefSeq and is a predicted model, not a curated record.